Molecule: messenger RNA, 1609 nt
Organism: Helianthus annuus (common sunflower)
Lineage: Eukaryota; Viridiplantae; Streptophyta; Magnoliopsida; Asterales; Asteraceae
Product: cytochrome P450 704C1
Exons: 6
Coding region: 1-1506 (501 amino acids)
Molecular function (GO): heme binding; iron ion binding; monooxygenase activity
Source: RefSeq, a predicted model, not a curated record
AUGGAUUUUCUCUCAAACACACUCUACGUAGUCGCAGCCACAUCUCUUGUUGUUCUUGUCCUCUAUGUCUACAAUCAACAGCAACAUGGGAAGAAGCAACAUCCGAUUGCUGGGACAUUGUUCAAUCAGCUUCUUAACUUCCACAGGUUGCAUGAUUACAUGACCGAUCUUGCUACAAAGUACAAAACUUACCGUCUGAUCACUCCUUUCCGCAAUGAGGUUUAUACGUCCGAUCCAGCUAAUGUUGAGUACAUCCUCAAGACCAAUUUUGAAAAUUAUAUCAAGGGAACGUAUCACCACGACAUCCUGAAAGAUCUUAUGGGUGAUGGAAUAUUCACAGUUGAUGGGGAUAAGUGGCGAGAACAAAGGAAGAUCUCAAGUUAUGAGUUUUCAACAAAAGUCUUGAGAGAUUUUAGUAGUGUAAUAUUCAGAAAAAAUGCAGUAAAACUCGCCCAUAUACUCUCUGAAUCUGCUGAUAACAAUCAAAGUCGCGAUAUAAAUGACUUGUUCAUGAAAACAACAUUGGAUUCAAUACUCAAGAUUGCUUUCGGAACUGAUCUUGACAGCAUGUGUGGGUCAAGUGAAGAAGUUGUUAGAUUUAGUAAUGCUUUUGAUGGUGCAAGUGCAUUAACACUCAGACGGUAUGUUGACAUAACAUGGAAAAUCAAGAGACUUUUUAAUAUAGGAUCGGAAGCAAAGUUGAAGCAAAAUGUCAAAGUGGUUGAUGAGUUUGUUUAUAAGUUGAUCCAGACAAAGACUCAACAAAUGCACAACAGACAACAUUAUUUUUUGUUGAAGAAAGAAGACAUUCUAUCAAGAUUUCUGCAAGUUAACAACACAGAUUCAAAAUACUUGCGAGAUAUAAUACUAAACUUCAUAAUAGCCGGAAAAGACUCUACAUCUACAGCUAUGACAUGGUUCAUUUACAUGCUUUGCAAGCAUCCCGAUAUUCAAAAUAAUGUUGCCGUGGAAAUAAGAAAAGCAACAAACAUGAGAAAUGAUGCCAUGAAUGUUGAAGAGUUUGCAAACAAUGUUAGUGAAGAAGCCCUUGAAAAGAUGCAAUAUCUUCAUGCAACUUUGACGGAAACUCUCAGACUUUUUCCUGUAGUUCCAGUGGAUGCAAAGAUGUGCUUUGCAGAUGAUGUUCUACCUGAUGGGUAUGGUGUGAAGAAAGGGGAUAUGGUAGCAUACCAGCCAUAUGCAAUGGGAAGAAUGAAGUUCAUAUGGGGUGAUGAUGCACAUGAAUUUAAACCAGAAAGAUGGCUUGAUCAGUAUGGUCACUUCCAGCCAAAUAGCCCCUUCAAAUUUACAGCUUUUCAGGCAGGACAAAGAAUUUGUUUGGGUCGAGAAUUCGCAUAUAGGCAGAUGAAGAUAUUUUCUUCCAUUUUGUUAGGUUGCUUCAUGUUCAAGCUAAGUGAUGAAAGCAAAACUGCAAAGUACAAAACGAUGCUUAAUCUUCACAUUGAUGGCGGACUAGAUAUACAUGUUUUUAAUAGAUUCAGGUAAUAUUACAAUCACCGUUCAAGUUAUUGAUACGAAUUAAGUACAUUUUAUGUUCAAGAAAGCAUAACACAUACUUUAGCAGAAGUAUUCACAUUGAUUGAAGUUA